AUGAAGCUCCAUGGCCGUAAACUACUACUUACCCAAUCACUCUUUUCACUCCAACCCAUCACCAAUACUCCAACGCCACCGCCCAGGUCACCAGCUUCCGGCACAUUGCAGUCACCUAGCAGAACUUAUACCUUCAUGCAGUCCCCCGUGGUGCUCGUAGUCCUGCCCGUCAUCCUCCUCGCUCUUUUCCUCUUCGGCUGCAUCUCCAAGUACUGCAUGCACCAACUCCCAGACAACGAGUCACAUCCCCGCCGACGAGAACCUGGCCAGGAAGCAGCGACAUCGAGUUUGUCUCCUGGGUCGGACACCAACCUGCGUAAAGGAAUCGACCUGAAGAAGAUUGGGGCUCUGCCGGUGUACUCUUACGGUGGGAAUUCAGACGACAAAUGCUACGAGAUCACGGACUGCGCGAUUUGUCUGAGCGAGUUCCAGCAGAAAGAGGCCGUGAAGACGAUACCGUUUUGCAAGCACGUGUUUCCUCCAGGCUGCAUUGACACGUGGCUAUCUUCGCACGUGACGUGCCCAGUUUGCCGGUCCAUCCAGUGAUCCGAAGUUGGGUGUGAGGGAAUCGGAGAAAAUAUGUCGAGUGGGGAGUAACGAGACAUGUAUAGAAGUGACGAGGGAGAUGGUAUUGGGUAUUAGGUGGAACAGUAGCUGCUCCAGUUUAGGAGAUCGAUCGAGCGGUGUUACAAAGAACAUCCGGCCAGUUUGUAGCCUUGCACAUAAGUUUGUUUUUUUGGUACUUCUUCUACAUAUAUAGUUCCCAACUAGUUACGAUACAUGUUUAGUUCA
Molecule: messenger RNA, 792 nt
Organism: Juglans microcarpa x Juglans regia
Lineage: Eukaryota; Viridiplantae; Streptophyta; Magnoliopsida; Fagales; Juglandaceae
Product: RING-H2 finger protein ATL57-like
Exons: 1
Coding region: 1-546 (181 amino acids)
Source: RefSeq, a predicted model, not a curated record